This is a messenger RNA of Danaus chrysippus (African queen), 489 nucleotides long. The record is from the annotation of a GenBank genome assembly. NCBI's taxonomy places the organism in Eukaryota, Metazoa, Arthropoda, Insecta, Lepidoptera, Nymphalidae.
AUGGCUUCAAAUGUGGGCCGAAAAAUUACACAGUAUGAGGUCGUAGAACUUUUUACGAAGGCUUUUAACCGCAUCAGAAAUAUAGAGAAAGCAGCAAACGGAUUGCGCGCAGCUGGUAUUUGGCCCAUAGAUACAACUAAAUUUGAUGAACAGUUUGUAGAUGCAGCAACAUCAUCACUGGAAGAUCCCAGCAUUUUACAAAGAGCAGUGACCCCUGAUUCACAAAUAUUACCAACAUCAAUUGGGCAGCAAAGACCAGCCACACCUUUGGUUAACUUAAAUGAAUCCAUUCCACUUACAAAUAUUGUUAAUGUUCUCAUAAUGCCACAACAAAAGAGUAAACAAACUUCCAGAAAAAAACAUUCUACUGUAACAACGAGCACUCCGAUGAAAGACAGUCUUGAGGAAAAAGAACAAAAAAAGAAAUAUAAAGAGCAGAUAAAAGAAACUGAAAAGACCGUAAAUACAAGUAAAGGAAAAAAGGAGUGA